UGGAGGUUUAUCCAUGCGCCGAGGAGAAUCUGACGGCAUGACGACGACUUCCUGAGAGAGAGAGAGAGAGAGAGAGAGAGAGAGAGAGAGAGAGAGAGAGACACCCUCCCCUCAGUUUCCACGGUGACGGCAUCCCUCCAUCCUCCUCCUCCUUCUCCAUCAUCUCUCUGUCCGGCUGCUGUCGGCUCGUUGGCGUCGACAGGAUGGGAGAUAAAGGAACCAGAGUGUUUAAGAAAGCCAGUCCCAAUGGGAAGCUCACUGUCUAUCUGGGGAAGAGAGACUUUGUGGACCACGUGGACCUGGUGGAGCCUGUCGAUGGCGUCGUCCUGAUUGACCCAGAGUACCUGAAGGAGAGGAAAGUUUUUGUCACUCUGACCUGUGCGUUCCGUUAUGGUCGCGAGGAUUUGGACGUCCUCGGGUUGACGUUUCGGAAGGACCUGUUUGUGGCUAAUGUCCAGGCGUUUCCUCCACUGCCUGAGGAGAAGAAGAGUCUGACUCGUCUUCAGGAACGCCUGAUUAAAAAGCUUGGAGAACAUGCCUACCCAUUCAUCUUCGAGAUUCCUCUGAACCUGCCAUGCUCUGUCACCCUGCAGCCUGGACCAGAGGACACUGGGAAGGCCUGCGGAGUUGACUUCGAGGUGAAAGCUUUCUGUGCAGAAAAUGUUGAAGAAAAGAUCCACAAAAGGAAUUCGGUGCGUCUGGUGAUCAGGAAGGUGCAGUACGCCCCAGAGAAACCUGGUCCUCAGCCGACAGCAGAAACCACCAGACAGUUCCUGAUGUCAGACAAACCUCUGCACCUGGAGGCCUCUCUGGACAAGGAGAUCUACUACCAUGGAGAGCCCAUCAGUGUUAAUGUUCAUGUCACCAACAACACCAACAAGACCGUGAAGAAGAUGAAGAUCUCUGUGCGACAGUACGCAGACAUCUGCCUCUUCAACACGGCUCAGUACAAAUGUCCAGUGGCCACUGAGGAGUCAGAUGACAUCGUAGCUCCCAGUUCAACUUUUUGCAAAGUUUUCACCCUCACUCCUUUUCUGGCCAACAACCGAGAGAAACGAGGCCUGGCUCUGGACGGAAAGCUGAAGCACGAGGACACCAACCUGGCCUCCAGCACACUGUUACGAGAAGGAGCCAAUAAGGAGAUCCUCGGUAUCAUUGUAUCAUACAAAGUCAAAGUGAAGCUGGUCGUGUCGCGAGGCGGGCUCCUGGGAGAUCUGGCGGCGAGUGACGUCUCUGUUGAGCUGCCCUUCACAUUAAUGCACCCAAAGCCGUUAGAAGAAUCCAUCUACAGAGACGCCCCAGAUGAAGCUCCAAUCGACACAAACCUAAUCGAGUUUGACACAAACGAUGAUGACAUCAUCUUUGAAGACUUUGCCCGCCAGCGGCUGAUCGGGGCGAAAGACGACAAGGAUGAGGAUGAAGAGCCAGUGGACUCGCCGAAACUCAAUGACAGAUAAAGGCGAUGAGCGUCACCGCCGCCACUGCUGUUAUUGUUUCGCUGCCAUUUGUAGUGUGGAGCUAAUGGAGGUCACCUUUAGGUCUAACCACAGUCUGGACACCCUUUAAACACUCGGUGGUGCCGUGUUUGUGUUCUCGUUCAUGUCCGUCCUCUCUCUGCGUCCUGCUGGAGUGUAAAAAGCUAGAUUACCGCAGCCUAGACAUCUGUCGUGGUGGAGCAGCUCUCCACUCCCAUGCUGGCCGGCUGAAGCAUUGAACCGGCGCUCACAGAAUCUAAACGAUGACUGGUAGCAUGCUUCACUUUAUUCUACGUGUUUCCAUUAGGGACCGAACAGGAGUAACAUUGUGCUGAGAUUAGUUUCGAUUUGUCGUAUCAGAGGGUCUUUAUAAACAAUAACACUGCCAACUUGGGUUGAUCUGGGACAGCUGUCCACCACCUGGAACCACAACGUGGACUGGAGCUGACAGAGGUUUUUGUUCAUGAACUUUCCACAGUCAAUAUGUGUGUGUGGACGAAGCUGCACAACACAAAGAAACACCAGAGGAGAAGAGACCUGCAGGACGUCCUGACCAGCCGAGAGGACCUCAAACUGUCAGAGUCGCCAAUCAGCUGAAAGGAACCUUUGGCCUAGUUUGCAUGAAAUACAUCAGUACUUUAUAUGAUUUAUUAAUGUCAUGAAUAAUCAACCCAUUAUAGAGGAUGAUCCGGAUUUUAAAGGAACAUACAAGUGUUUGUUGUUUGAUGUUUUGAUGUUGAUCAUUUUCCAAAUCAUCACCAGUAUUUGGAACAACGUCAUUCCACGCACACAGCUGCAGCAGCUUCCACUUCAGUCCGAUGAAAAUCAGCUGGCAGAGAGAUGACGGUCGCUGUCUGAACCGUAGUUCUUUAUACUGACUGAAACGUGUGUGUUCUCUAAAGCUAAUUUCCUCCUUCAUGACGACUGUUUAUAUAACUCACCUGUUUACAUUUUAUUAAGACUUAAAGUUAUGUAGAAUUGAGGUCGUUGCCUCUUUGAGUGACAGGAGGGUGAGUGUAUGCCCGCCACAAACCGUCAUUCACCGACGUCUCUGAUCGACUUAAGACCCUCCGUUUGCCCGUUUUUUUAUUAGCCCAUUGGGAGGAGUCAGGCACUGCCAAGAUGGCGACAGUGGAGCAGCUCACUGCGAACUCCAAAACCACUCUUCAGAACCUUGUGGGUGACGUCACAGAGGCUACGUCUAUCUUUAUUUAUCUCUAUGUAUUAUACUAAGAUGAACAAUGUUGGCUUUUUUUUCAAUGAAAUUAUAUUUCUCAUAGUAUUAACAUCAAAAAAGUCUUACUUUGUUAUCUUAUCGGCUCUACUAUUGAAACACUAUUUAAGCAAUCAGUGUUAAAAAACACCCACACAUCUGUCUUGUCCAGAUGCUAAAUCCAAAAGAACUGUAACUGUGACUCUCUCAAAUGCCUUGUGACAUUGUUCACUGCUCCCUUUAAACUCUCAUCUUCAUUAUAUAAAGGAAAUAAAGUUUUAGUCACAGUUGAUUAGAUCAGGAACAGAGGAACGGAAAGUUGUUCCUUAAAAAUCUUCAAUGAUUGAUCGAGUCUCGGAAGUAUGAACAUCAUUGAAUGCACCAACAUUUCUCAACAGUCCCUGCUUUCAUGUGCGUUACCAUGGUGAUAACAGACCUUUGUCCAAAAGUAAAGGAUGGGAAUUCUCUGCUGGAUGAUUUUCAAUUUAAAAACUGGUGUAUGAUUCAGAAAAUGAUCAGCGAGGACGCAACGUAAACAGGAUGUAUUUCAAAUAACGGUUGAAAAAAAAAAGGAAGAAAAAAAACCCACCAGUAUCGUCCUUUGAUGAACAGAUAUUACUCAUAUCAGGAGACCUGAUGAGGUGUAAUUACUAAACAUAUAUUUUACAAAACAAAUGUUUAAUUUGAACAUUCAAAACAAAGCAGUGCCAGUCUGAGACGUUGCUCCAUGUGAACUGAGUCAGUGUGUAGAUGUGUCAUCAGUACUGUGUGUGUGAGUGUGUAUGUGAUGAUGGAGAGAAGAUGUCACUCUUUACCUGACUAACUAAAUCAAUCCGUUUUUUUCUUCAUUGUAACAUUAUAUUACAAGAUAAAGAUAAAAAACACCCAAAAUAUCUUUAUUAUUUCUAAUAUUGUUUGAAUUGGCUUUUAUUUUGACAGGGCCAGGAGAAAACCUGUAUAUCCCACUGCAUCUUUAAUAAAGGGACGUUUGUGGCAA
Seriola aureovittata is the source of this 3685-nucleotide messenger RNA. It is a transcript of the gene arrb1, whose product is annotated as arrestin, beta 1. The transcript has 16 exons. Gene Ontology annotation, biological process: signal transduction; G protein-coupled receptor internalization; visual perception. Gene Ontology annotation, molecular function: G protein-coupled receptor binding. The record is from RefSeq and is a predicted model, not a curated record. Bases 204 to 1457 code for a protein of 417 amino acids. Lineage: Eukaryota; Metazoa; Chordata; Actinopteri; Carangiformes; Carangidae.